ACCGAUUUGCUUGGUUUGUUACAUUAAUUUUAUAUGUAUGGAGAGGGUCCGAGCAAAUGCUUACGCUGCAACCUACCGAGGAGACGUUUGUGGUUGCGCUCGACUGGCCUCGUUGAGUUUAGCCGACUGACUGAGUUAAAAUGGCGGACUCUAGCACCGUCGAAGAUACUUUACUGAAAGCAAUGAUGAACAAGACUCCAGAAGUGCGCGAGAGUUUGGUGGCCGACCUGGCGGAGGCCCUCGCCCAGCGCGAAGACCAACUGCUUGCUAGCACGGUGACGCGUAACCAACUGACAACGACAAGCCUCUCCACUGCGGAUGGAGAAGGCAGUCUAUCGUCAUUUGUCAUGGUAGAUGUAGAAAUUUCCUGUACAGAAGAUGUGGAAGAUACCGGUAUGCCUCUGUCAUCGGUGCCAGAAACAGCGCCGUCCGAAGACAUUGAAUCAGAGCUCUCCUGGCCCGACGGGGACAAGUAUCUUCUUGCAAGUGAGAGAAAUCUGAUAUCUUGGUUGAACCGCAGAAUCUGCACGGGCAACAAGUGGAUAGUGGCAAUGCCAUGCAAGUCCAAGGGGUACCUGAUGAAGGGGUCAGCACUGUGCUUACUCAAUAGAUGGGAGCAUGCAAGGGAUGUCUACACGAAAGGAAUUGAUAAGUGCCCAAAGGACUUCUUAGCGCUGCGUGAAGCCCUUGACAAUCUCGAUGAUCUUGAAGAAAUGAUUCGGCUCUUCUCUAGUGAAGAGGUCGUCUCACCGCAGCACUUCUCAGCAUCUCCAAAUCGACUAGUACGCCUCAUGAAACGCUCCGAGUCACUGGAGGAUGAGCUCAGCAUUAAACCCACUCCAUCGCGUCAUACUACCAUAACAAGGAGUGUCAGCCUUCAAGUACCUCAAGGAUCCCGACGUAGCCAGCCAAGCCGUGCUUCGGGAAAAGGACGACGCAGCCAGCUAGCACCCCAGGCGGGCUCCUAUUCAACGUUGCGCAAGUUAAUCCGCGAUAUCUCUCCAGCGUCCUGGAAAUCGAAGAGUUUUGACAAAGGCAACGGCUCACGGGAUCGCUCAGCAAGCCCAGCAGUAGGCAGAUAAAAGGUGUCUCUUCAAGUGGUGACAACCACCCCAGAGGAAAAAAAUACCAGACCGGCGGGUACUGGCGGG
Molecule: messenger RNA, 1151 nt
Organism: Sycon ciliatum
Lineage: Eukaryota; Metazoa; Porifera; Calcarea; Leucosolenida; Sycettidae
Exons: 7
Coding region: 141-1082 (313 amino acids)
Source: RefSeq, a predicted model, not a curated record